This is a messenger RNA of Hipposideros armiger (great roundleaf bat), 1933 nucleotides long. It is a transcript of the gene TCHP, whose product is annotated as trichoplein keratin filament binding. Gene Ontology annotation, biological process: apoptotic process. Bases 8 to 601 code for a protein of 197 amino acids. NCBI's taxonomy places the organism in Eukaryota, Metazoa, Chordata, Mammalia, Chiroptera, Hipposideridae. The record is from RefSeq and is a predicted model, not a curated record. The transcript is spliced from 5 exons. Gene Ontology annotation, cellular component: keratin filament.
CCUGCAGAUGCUCCUCGAGGAGGAGGAGGAGAACCAGCGCGUGCACUUGGCACGGCGGGAGCAGGCCCUGGCUGACGUGGCGUGGAUGAAGCAGGUCAUCGAGGAGCAGCUGCAGCUGGAAAGGGAGCGGGAGGCAGAGCUGCAGGUGCUGUUGAGGGAGGAAGCCAAGGAAAUGUGGGAGAAGAGAGAGGCAGAGUGGGCCCGAGAGAGGAGCGCACGCGACAGACUGAUGAGCGAGGUCCUGACAGGGAGACAGCAACAAAUACAAGAAAAGAUUGAACAAAACCGGCGGGCACAAGAGGAAUCCCUAAGACACAGGGAGCAACUUAUUCAAAACCUUGAGGAGGCAAGAGAGUCAGCUCGUCGUGAGAAAGAGGAGAGUGAAGAAUUGAAAUCAGCCCGGAAACAGGAGCUGGAAGCCCAGGUUGCAGAGCGCCAGCGGCAAGCGUGGGAAGCAGAUCAGCAGGAGGAGGAGGAAGAGGAGGAGGCGAGGCAGGCAGAGCAGCUCACAAACGCCCUGCUGCAGCAGGAGGCCAAGAUGAUGGCUGAGCGGGGCUACCGGCCCAAGCCUUACGGACAUCCCAAAAUUGCUUGGAACUGACUUCGUUGGGACUAUAAGCACAGCGAACAAGGAUGCUGAGGCCUUGGAUAGGCAGCCGCCAGACAGUUUUACAGCGUUCUGUUUGAGUGUUCAGGUCACUGUGAAACAAUAGUUCAGCGAGCCCGUUCAGGUCUGUGUUCAAAUGGAUCAAGGGUCUGGCCAGACUUGAAGGUGGUGUAGAUCCACAACAUCCAGUAGGAGGCCCUUUCCUGCCUUUGUUAUCCGAGAAAAGGGGGGCUUUCAUAGUCACACGUUGACAAUGCUGUUCACAGUCUUGUAACAUAUUUAUAAAUAAUGUAAGAUUCUAAAUCAGUGCUCAAGUUCCAAGCUGUUUUCCACGACAGGAUUCAUGAUCUCCUGUUGUCUUACCCUUCAUUGUCAACCUCCAGUGACGCCUCCAGCUCGAGCUCGAGAUACGUGAGGGAGGUUUUUUGAUUUUUAAAAUUGCCAUUUAAAUUGAACUCUUCUGUGAAAGACAGACUUGUAGGUCUUGGUGGACGUUUAUUUCAGGGCUUAUUAAUUUAGUGGUCCCAAAAGGAUGACAUCGUGUUCUCUGAAGAAAAGAACUAUGAACCCUGAGGCAGUCUGAUGUGGUCCAUGGAUGCUUUCCAGAAAGAUGGUGAAAAGUGAGUCUUUCCUCCUUUAGGAAGCAUUUUGGUAGAAUUUCCAUAGAGCAUUGUGUGUGGGAGAAGUGAUCCCAACACGUACGUUACUGAGCCUCAAAGGGGACCCAAAAGGUCACUUGGAUGGCUACUCUUUUGGCAUGACACUGGGCUUCUAGGGUCUUAGGAAAGUCCCAGCUAUCAGCAUUCUGGAAUUUAUGUGCCCAGAAGAAUGGGCACUGAACCUGAAGAAACUAGGUCAGACUCAACCACAGAUCAGCCAGAAAUUUCUCUUUGCACUGUUACAUCAAGGUGACAUGGUUCUAGACUAAUCCCUACAGAAAGCUGCAAGUUCCUUGCAGCAGUAAUCCUAUUCUUAUAACUUGUCUUUUUUUUCAUAUUCUUCCUCUGAGGUUUCAGUUUUUUAUUACAUUGUGUUCAGGAUUCCAUAGCUCAGUAAAUUACAGCUAAUUACUGUUCCAAGUUAUUAAAAAGCAGAGUUUAAUAAAAAAAAUCCUGAGUCUGAGGGCUGUGUUGCCUUUCACUUCCAUUGUGCUAUAAAAACAAAUUGAGCUGCAAACUGCAUCCUUCAUCGGUUUUUCAUUUUCUUGUCUUGAAUUUCUGUGGCUGCCAUCCCCUGAGCACCACCACUUUUAUUAUGCAUGCUUGUAUUUACUUCCCCCGUUUCAGAGGUUCAUUAAUUGUGAAAUAAAGUUCUGGUUUGAUGGCA